This is a messenger RNA of Anguilla anguilla (European eel), 1059 nucleotides long. RefSeq names its product DNA-binding protein inhibitor ID-1-like. Lineage: Eukaryota; Metazoa; Chordata; Actinopteri; Anguilliformes; Anguillidae. The record is from RefSeq and is a predicted model, not a curated record. Gene Ontology annotation, cellular component: cytoplasm; nucleus. Gene Ontology annotation, molecular function: transcription regulator activity; protein dimerization activity. The coding region runs from base 202 to 606 and encodes 134 amino acids. Gene Ontology annotation, biological process: cell differentiation; negative regulation of transcription by RNA polymerase II; circadian regulation of gene expression. The transcript is spliced from 2 exons.
CGGUAGCAAUACACACUGUCAUUGCAAAGGAGUAAAAACUUAGCUUCGAGUCGCUGCCGUCAAAUACGUACUUCAUUUUCGAACUUCAAAACAAUUUGAAUUAUCAUCGUCAAUUUUUGUUUUGCGAACUUUUGACUUUCUGCAGCCGUUAACUUUUGCUGACCCUUAAAGUCGUGCAACCGAAACAAGCAAAAAGCCAAGAUGAAAGUUGUCGGAUCUACCUGCACACUCAGUGGCAAGGUUGGCAGCGGGGAGGUGGUGCGUUGCCUCGCAGACCAGAGUUUGGCGAUUUCCAAGUGUAAAAUUCCGUUCCUGGACGAACAGAUGAGCGUUUUCCUUCAGGACAUGAACAGCUGUUACAGCAAAUUGAAGGAGUUAGUGCCCACUCUGCCUGCCAACAAGAAGGCCAGCAAAAUGGAGAUCCUGCAGCACGUCAUUGACUACAUUUGGGACCUUCAGGUAGAGCUGGACGAGCCAGGCAUGAACCGUCAGCAGGCAGCCAAUGGAUCAUCUCUCAGCCGCUCGCCACUGACUACCCUCAACACAGAGCUGGCUAGCAUCGCUGUUGAGAAUGGGUGCUCGGAUGAUCGAAUCCUGUGCCGCUAAAUUUUCCAUCACUACGAGCACGAAGAACAAACAAGGUUACUACGAGUGAAUUUCCAUCACUUCCAAAAACCUUGAACCAAGUAGAGACUUAUUAAGCCUCCCGUGAUAGCAGCAAGACUUUCGAGUGUGAUCUGUAAAGAGACUUGAGAGGAAAAUGUCCCGUGAGCUGGCUGAAGAGCUCGCCAAGUUUGUGUCAAACUCCGAAAGGCUCCGCGAUUGAUCCACGGUCACGAGGGUGCCCAUGUAUAGCGCCACAUUUGUAUGCUCUCACUUGUUGCGCUGUAUCGGAUCCACGAGAGACAUUCCAUAUUUUUUAUUUUUUAUUUUUCCUCGUUACCUUUGUUAUUCGCAAUGUAGGAGACUUUAUAUUUUGUUAAAGAAAUGUCAACUUCUCAGAUUACUGAGUAAUAUUGUAUUGUAUAUUACAAUGCUUUACGACGUGAGUCAUAUUGU